GCUCAAAGACCUGAGGGCGGGGACCCUGGGAAGCGGCGAGCUUCAGAGCCUCUCCGGUCCUACUUGUUUCCAGUCUCCUUUUCUCUGACUUGAUGGAGACGGGCCCUCAGCCCUCCCCGGCUCCCUCAGGUGCAGGAAGCACCUGGGUGGAGGCCUCCUUCGGGAGAGCCAGAGAUGGCAUCCGUAGACUUCAAGACCUACGUGGAUCAAGCCUGCAGGGCUGCUGAGGAGUUCGUCAACGUCUACUACACCACCAUGGAUAAGCGGAGGCGCCUGCUGUCCCGCCUCUACAUGGGCACAGCCACCCUGGUGUGGAAUGGAAACGCAGUUUCAGGACAAGAGUCCUUGAGUGAGUUUUUUGAAAUGUUGCCUUCCAGUGAGUUCCAAAUCAAUGUGGUUGACUGCCAGCCUGUUCAUGAUGAAGCCACCCCAAGCCAGACCACAGUCCUCGUUGUGAUCUGUGGAACAGUGAAGUUUGAAGGCAACAAACAACGGGACUUCAACCAGAACUUCCUUCUGACUGCCCAGGCCUCACCUAGCAACACAGUGUGGAAGAUAGCAAGUGAUUGCUUCCGGUUCCAGGACUGGGCCAGCUAGUAGAGCUCUGGAGAGAAACACAUCUCAAAAUGUGGGGACACCAGUUCCUUUCUGUUGUUGUGGGCUAUGCUGCCCAGGGUGAACUCUGCAUUUGCUCGAGUCCAAGGAGCCCCUUUACGAGUAUACUUAUUUGUCAUAGUUGCCUUUUCGUAGUACAGUUUUCUAUUUUUCUACUUGUCCAGUAGAGACCCUGGUUCUGGAAAUUCUGACAAAUAAAAUAAUACUACAAAUGUU
This is a messenger RNA of Myotis brandtii (Brandt's bat), 831 nucleotides long. It is a transcript of the gene NXT1, whose product is annotated as nuclear transport factor 2-like export factor 1. Bases 175 to 597 code for a protein of 140 amino acids. NCBI's taxonomy places the organism in Eukaryota, Metazoa, Chordata, Mammalia, Chiroptera, Vespertilionidae. The transcript is spliced from 2 exons. Gene Ontology annotation, biological process: protein import into nucleus. Gene Ontology annotation, cellular component: nuclear pore central transport channel. The record is from RefSeq and is a predicted model, not a curated record.